Molecule: messenger RNA, 1349 nt
Organism: Hylaeus volcanicus
Lineage: Eukaryota; Metazoa; Arthropoda; Insecta; Hymenoptera; Colletidae
Exons: 4
Coding region: 352-1287 (311 amino acids)
Biological process (GO): metal ion transport; transmembrane transport
Cellular component (GO): membrane
Molecular function (GO): metal ion transmembrane transporter activity
Source: RefSeq, a predicted model, not a curated record
CAUUCAUUAAAAUAAAAUGAUUUAUACAAAACAAUUUUGGUCAGCGUGUUUAUGCUGUACGAGGGUUAUAGUCUUUACACAAUCCUACAUUCUUUUUUUUAUAUCUUUAAUAACUUUUAAUAAAAAUGAUGCUGUGAAUUCAAAGAAAAGUAUUUUUUUGAAUUGGUUAAAAAAAAAAAAAAAAAAAAUAUUUUUUAUUUUUUAUGUUGGCUUAUUCUUCUCUUAUUUCACACGUGUUUUGUGUUUAGUGUGUUUAUUGCUCGACAUUUGCAUCGUUUUAGCGGAAUAUUUUUCAGAGAAAAUUUAACCAAUUUAUUGGAUAUAUUUUUUUUAAGCCUUUCAAUUAUUUUGAUGUUGUGUGAUACUUUUUUUCAUUUAAUACCCCAAGCAUUUCAAAUGGCUUCUCAUAAUUUCACAAAUUCUUUAUCAGUAUGGGAAUGCUUUACACUCGGGUUCUCCGCUUUGAUAGGAAUGAUUUUUGUAGUAAUUGUUCAUACAGUUCUGAGCUUCGUUAACUUUUAUUAUCAAUUUCAAAAUCCACCCUUAUCGUGCGCUUCACAAGACAAAUCAUUGACCAAAAAUGGAUCCUUUUUUUCUAUAAAAAACUCUUCUCCAUCUCAAAAAAACAAGAAACAAAAUAGAUCUAAUUUCGCUUGUUAUGAUUCUUCCACUGUUCAUGAAAAGCAUGCCUGUCACGUUCCAUUGAAAUUGUUACUUGAAAACACGGAAAAUGUUUCAAAUAAUACCAACCUUCAACAUAUCCCUCAUUUUCACAAGAUUAAACAAGACCGUGAAUUGACCUUGGCCCAUACAACGCUUUUAUCGUCAGCCUUACAUAAUAUAGUGGAUGGUAUUUUUGUUGGAAUCGCACAUAAAACAGCUUAUCAACAUCAAUGUAUUACUACGGGAAUGACCCUUUUUUUCCAUGAAGUACCCUCGCAAAUAACGAAUGUUAUUUUACUCAAGCGUGCCGGCUAUGCAGACUUUGAUGCUUGUCUUCUUAAUCUUUUAGCUACUGGAUCUUUUUAUGCUGGGAUUAUCAUGAUAUUUUCAGGUUUUAGUGGUGAAAAUCAUUUUGGACUUCAUAUUGCUACAGCAUCCAAUUUUUUAAUACAAUCACUAACAAUGCUCUUACCAGAAUUGCUUAGUUUAUUUUCGUUUUGUUCACUUAUUCAAGUCAUUAUAUACAAAAAAAUAACUCACAUUCAAGAAAUUUUGACGUGCAUGUCGGCUAUUAUCUUGGGGUUUUUAUGUACGAUAGGCUUACUUUUUUAUGAACAUAAUUAAUUGUUACUACCAACUCAAAGAAAUAAACUAGUUUUUUUUUAGAACUAUAGAAUUAAACAUGA